ACGUGUUAAUUAAACGUCUGUGUUGUUUACUACUUUUUUGGUUAUUGGCCGGCGACGAUAUUUCCGUCGUAAAUUAAAAAUUCCUGCCUUGAUAUUUUAUUAAACAUGAGUUUGGAAAUUGAAUCCAUGGUGCGGUACGCGUCACCAAUAAACCCAGCGGUGUUCCCACAUCUUACGAUGUUGUUACUCGGGAUAGGGAUAUUCUUCACCGCAUGGUUCUUUGUUUAUGAAGUCACAAGCACGAAGAUUUCGAGGGAUCUAUUCAAGGAACUUCUGUUGUCACUAGUUGCUGCUUUGUUCUCCGGUUUUGGUAUUUUGUUCUUGUUGCUAUGGGUGGGUAUUUAUGUGUGAUAGUACCUCUCUUGUUUAAUGAAAGUAUCAUUCCUUGUUAAAAAUGUCGAAUUAAUUUUGUAUAUUUUAAGUAUAAUAAUUAAAUUUAUUUAAACGA
Pararge aegeria (speckled wood butterfly) is the source of this 448-nucleotide messenger RNA. RefSeq names its product transmembrane protein 258 (gene kud). The record is from RefSeq and is a predicted model, not a curated record. Bases 106 to 351 code for a protein of 81 amino acids. Gene Ontology annotation, cellular component: membrane-bounded organelle. Gene Ontology annotation, biological process: protein N-linked glycosylation. Lineage: Eukaryota; Metazoa; Arthropoda; Insecta; Lepidoptera; Nymphalidae. The transcript has 2 exons.